Molecule: messenger RNA, 1341 nt
Organism: Eremothecium cymbalariae DBVPG#7215
Lineage: Eukaryota; Fungi; Ascomycota; Saccharomycetes; Saccharomycetales; Saccharomycetaceae
Product: 2-aminoadipate transaminase
Exons: 1
Coding region: 1-1341 (446 amino acids)
Biological process (GO): biosynthetic process
Molecular function (GO): L-2-aminoadipate:2-oxoglutarate transaminase activity; pyridoxal phosphate binding
Source: RefSeq, a predicted model, not a curated record
AUGAGCACUGACGCACCCAUCAACUUCUUCAAGGGUCAUCCAUCUUUCCGACUAUUACCUGGCAAAAAUAUCGCCAAAACUGCAAACGACAUUCUUAAGCCAGAACGACUUGAAUAUGAUGAUUUAAAUGAAGAUAGGCAUCCACUUAGCUAUGGUCCAAAGGAAGGUUCACUGUGGGUACGUUGUGUCAUCUCUCAGUUUGUGAAUAAAUGCUUUAAACCUUUAAUGCCCACAAAACCGGAAUAUAUCAACUUGACAGGUGGGGCGUCUUAUGGUAUUAUGAACAUCUUGGAGCAGUGUACACUGCCUCAUACAGGGUAUACAAGACAAGCAUUCCUUAUUUCCCCAACUUAUUUCUUAAUAAAUGAGACAUUUAUUGAUGCCGGUUUCGGUGGUAAAUUGACAGCUGUUAAUGAGACACAGAAUGGGCUAGACGUCGAAUUUUUAGAGGCUAAGUUGGCUGAAUUCGAGUACGAUGCUCUUCUAAAUCCGCAGCACGGUGAAGAAAGGGGCCUGAAUCUGAUUAACAUGAGUGGGAGAUCUCGAACUAAAAAAGUAUAUCGUUAUGUUAUGUAUUUGGUGCCAACUUUCUCUAAUCCUAGUGGGAAGACAUAUUCUGUAUCUACAAGGUUAAAGUUAGUUGAAUUGGCUAGAAAAUACGACAUUUUGUUAAUAUCAGAUGACGUAUAUGAUUUGUUGGUUUAUGACCAACCUUGUGAUGCUUUACCAAAAUGUUUGCCGAGGUUGACGCACUUAGACAGAGCUUCAUAUGAAUAUGGGGAGAAUGGGUAUGGGAACACUAUAUCCAAUGCUACAUUCUCUAAAGUGAUUGCACCUGGGUUAAGAUGCGGUUAUCAAGAAUCAGUUAACAUGAACUUAGUCUACCAGCUAUCUCAAGGUGGUGCAAACAUAUCCGGUGGCUCGCCGGCUCAACUAAAUAGCAUGCUUAUUGGAACGCUCUUUAUCAACGGAGAGGCUGAUGUCAUUCUUGAGGAUCUUCGAACUAUAUACAAAUACCGGGCAACAGUUUUGUAUGAUGCAAUCAAGAAAUACUUACCAAAAAAGACCAUAUAUUCUCAACAAGCUGGGGGUUAUUUCUCAUGGUGCACUCUACCGGAAGGUUAUAAUUGUCAUGAUAUAUGCGAAAUAUUAGAAAAGGAUCACAAUAUUAUACUUGCAAAUGGCUCACAUUUUGAAGUAUAUGGGGAUGAAAGAAACUGGGGUCUCACCUCUGUUAGAAUAUCCAUCAGUUUUCUAGAAGCCGAUGAUAUUGCGAAAGGAGUUAAAAUUUGGGGACAAGUUUGCCAUGAAUAUGCUAAUAAGCAUCAUCUAACUUUUUGA